Messenger RNA from Theobroma umbraticum, 702 nucleotides. RefSeq names its product outer envelope pore-like protein. Lineage: Eukaryota; Viridiplantae; Streptophyta; Magnoliopsida; Malvales; Malvaceae. Gene Ontology annotation, biological process: regulation of monoatomic anion transport. Gene Ontology annotation, molecular function: voltage-gated monoatomic anion channel activity. The record is from RefSeq and is a predicted model, not a curated record.
ACAAGUGCGUUGCGUAGUCGUACAAACUAGAAAAUUAGAUUAGAUAGGAACUGCAGAUAGAAAGAAAUGGAGACAUCGUUGAGGUACGGUGGAGAUUCCAAAGCUCUAAGAAUCCACGCCAAGGAGAAGUUUCCUAUCGAUUCCAAAACCCAUUUGCAGGUUCAUGGCGAGCUAGACACAAAAACUGGAGCCCCGAGUAACUUUUGUGCUAUGAUAAGGCACUUCUAUCCUGAUUUACUUACAAGCCUUGGUGUAGGAAUGCGCUAUGAUAAGCGUGAUAAGGUGCGGUACACAGUGCGAGGAAAAAAGUCUUUUCUUGUAGCCAACAAUGGUUUGGUAAACUUCGUUGUCAAGGGAAGAUACGAUGUUGACCAAGAAUUCAAGGGGACGAAGUCAGAAGGAGCUGCUGAAUUUACUUUUAGCAUAUUCAAUUUCCAGAGAGACCAAGAUGUUAGACUCAAACUUGGCUAUGAAGUAUUUGACAAGGUUCCAUAUAUGCAGAUUAGGGAAAAUAAUUGGACCCUCAAUGCUGACAUUAAUGGUAGAUGGAACAUAAGAUACGAUUUGUGAGAAUGUACAAGAUUGACCUCAUUUGGUGGUGAGCUAUGUGAGUCCCAAAAACAUAAUGUUCAUUUUGAUUCUGAUGGACAGACAGCUGUGUUGAGGCUGAUUGGUGUCAUGGUUCAUUGACUAUUUUCUUCC